Molecule: messenger RNA, 4637 nt
Organism: Lytechinus pictus (painted urchin)
Lineage: Eukaryota; Metazoa; Echinodermata; Echinoidea; Temnopleuroida; Toxopneustidae
Exons: 8
Coding region: 132-1697 (521 amino acids)
Cellular component (GO): centrosome
Source: RefSeq, a predicted model, not a curated record
AAAAAAGAGACUGGAAUUAAAGGUUGUACCAUAAUCGAUCUUUAAUCGAUACCGUAUACCGGGUAAGCGGUAAAUUUGAAAACAACAUUCGCGUUUCGAAUUUGCUGCGACAGGUGGGUCGAGUUAAAAAUAUGAAUUCUAAAGUUUAUAGACCGAAAAAUAGUAAAUUUCACCGUCAAACACAGCGGAUCCUUGACAGACGACCGAAUGAAAUUGUUCCAGUUGGUGCUUGGGUUGAGCAUUGUCCACAAAAUGAUAAUGACGCAUUCCCAGCCGUGGUGUCAGCCCAAUAUGAGGAAGAACGUCUGCAUUUGCUACAAGCAGAGAAAGAAGCGAAGCUUGCAAAAUUCAGACAGGAAGUAAGGUCAAGGGUCAGGGAACUGCAACGGAUUAAGAAACAGAAACAACUCCAAGAGUCUUUUCAAGCGGUGAAUUUGCAAGGUCGAGUCGUCCACCGCACUACACCCUCGGCCAACAUUCUCUCUCAUCGCAAAGACACUUGUAUCUACCAGAAUAGCGAGCCCCAUGCCAUAGGUCGGGAUGCUCCCAAGCCGACCCCAGAGGCCUGGGGGAGUGAUGGACAAGGUGAUAGGGGACUGGCUGUUGGGCAGCAGGUCAGAGAACAGGCUGGAAUGACAAGGAGACUGGUGCAGAAGGCUAAGCGUGAUUUGGCUGCCAAACAGCUGGCAAUCAAGCCUAAGAUUGAUCAUCAUACUGUUCCAGGUGGUAUAUGGGAAACAUCCUAUUUGAAGGAAGCUGAUGGCAAUCCAACGGAUUCUACAUCUUGGGUCGCUGACCUUGAGACGACUGCAACCACUGAGAGCGAUAAAAGACUUGUCCAUGACGCCAUAGAAGAAGGACUCUAUGAUGAGAGCAGUGGGAGUGACCCACACCACCAGAUCAGAGAAGCAGGAGAGGUUGCAAAGUCCAAGCAUGUGACCUUUGCCCCCAGACUUCAGAGGUCACCUCAGCAAAGUUCAAGGGUCGAAGGUCAUUACCAUGGACACGGGGACCAAGAAGACAUGGGUGACCUUCAGGGUCUUCACCCUGAGACUGACUCGACAAACCUCAGAGUUGAUCCACAGGAAGAUAUACCUUACAGCCAUUACAAUGGUGGUGGAGAUGUCAAAGGUCAUGUCAUAAUGGCUGAUGGGGUCAAGGGUCAUGUGCCAGAGGUCAACCCAGGUGUGGUAGCUGAAGAGCUUAGAAGACAGCAUGGUAUGCAGUUCUCAAUGUACAGGAGACUCUACAUGGACAUAGAAAGAGAACAAGUCAGAGAGAACAUGAGAAAAAAAACACAUCACAAGAAGAUGCAGGAGUUGAAGAAAGCCAAGGAGCAGGAGAGACAUGAGGUAGAGCACCAAUCACAUCUGAUGAGUCACCCACCUGACAUCAUGAGAGAGACAGACUACGAUAGGAAACAGAGAGAAGCAGAAGAAACUGAAGAAAUUCACAGGAUACAGACUAGACUCAGACAAAAGAAUAAAGAAACAAAGAGGUUUAUCCAUGCACUGCGAGCAAUGAUGAAAGAGCGUAUCAAGUUAUUAGGCAUCACUCCUCCGCCCCUGUGUGCCUGCGGACCAUCUGUAUGGGAUGCCAAUCCAGAGACGUGUGCUAAUAACUGCAUCUUCUAUAAGAAUCCUAAAGCUUAUGCCAAGGCACUUGCUUCUGUCCUCACACUCAAUGAUACCGGAUGAAUACUGGGUACACCACUCACCAGAACAUGGAGCUCUCUUCAUACAAAGUCUGUAUAUGUAACUGUAACUGGCGUUGAUAGAAGGUUAUUCCAUGAUUUUUUUUAAAUCAAGAAUUAUAUUUUUCGACAUCAUAGAAUGAAAAAGUGAAAAUCAUGAAAGGUCACUCACCAAAGCAGCAUGGAGCUCUCAUUACUGAAGGUCGACGGCAAUCUGCUACCAUAUGUGACAGAAGAACAUUCGGUCAUUUGUUCAAGAAUCUUUUUUUUUUUUACCUUAUUCAAUAAAAGCGAGCUAAAGAAAAAAUAAUGAAAUGUCCUUCACCAAAACAACAUGAAGCUCUUGUUAUUGAAGAUCUGGGACUGUCUGACAAUGCAACUGCAGCUCUCUUCAAUUGAAGGUCAUUCCCUUAUGUUUGUUCAAGAAUCGUAUUUUUUGAUAGAUCCUUACAUGUACACUAUCAUAGUUUCUGUAAAGGGAUUAUUUCGCUUCUUGUGUUUUUUCCAAUUUAAGGACACAAGCUAGGUCAUUGCUUUCGCAUGCAGGUUUCUUAAUAAGAAAUGCACGUGCCAUGUUGUGUGCAUGGAAAGCGGAUUUGAAAACAAAAAUGAAUAAAAUAUAUAUAUUUUUUCAUUAAUUGUGUUGAAUUUGUAGACUUUAUGUAUGUUGUUUACUUAAAUUAUAGCAGUUUUAGGGCCAAUUAAAAGGCCUCAUUCAAAAGCUUGCCAGGGGGCCCCUUAUACCAUGCCAUUAUGUUGUAUGCUUUGCUCGCUAUGCAUGUUGCAUAAAGGAACCGUACAUAUUACUGAUAGCAAAUGUUGCACUUUCAACAAAACUGAUUUAGAACUCUUUCUCUAGCAAGUGUCUUUAGUAUAAAUGCAUUAUCUGUCAUAGCUUGGGCCCUCUAUCCCAAUAGGCAUAUCAAGAAUACAUUGGCAUAUAUUCCCAUACCCCCUAUUUUUAAUUUUAAAGAUGAAGUCCACCCCAGAAAAAUGUUGAUUUGAAUAAAUAGAGAAAAAUCAGACAAGCAUAAUGCUGAAAAUUUCAUCAAAAUUGGAUGUAAAAUAAGAAAGUUAUGACAUUUAAAACUUUCGCUUAUUUUUCAAAAAAAAUAGUAAAUGCACAAUUUAGUUACAUGCAAAUGUGAGAUUCGAUGAUGCCCCUCACUCACUAUUUCUUUUGUUUUUUAUUGUUUGAUUUAUACAUUAUUUCAAGACAUUAAGGACCAACUUGACUGAACCAUAUAAUGUUAAACAAUGGUAAUUCCACAUGUUCAGGCAAAAAUAAAACUUUUUUUCACAGGACAAUGAGGAGAAAAUUAGAAUAUUUCAUAUAAUGAAAUAGAAAAGAAAAAGUGAGUGAGUGAUGUCACCAGUUCCCUCAUUUGCAUACCGACGGGGAUGUGCAUAUAACUAUUAUGUGAAAUUAAGCAAGACUUAAAAACGUCAUAACUUUCUUAUUUUCCAUCAGAUUUUGAUGAAAUUUUCAGUGUUAUGCUUGUUGGAUUUUUCUCUUUUUAUUUGAAUCAACUUUUUUCGGGUGCACUUGUCCUUUAAUUUUUUGCUCUUUAGUGUUUGUUAGCAUACAGCAUAAUACAGUUAAAGGGGAAUCCAGCCUUGGCCAUAAAAUGUUGUGUUGGGAAGGAAAAAAAUAAAUUGAACAGAAUGGUGAAAGUUUGAAAGAAAUCGGACAAGCAAUAAGAAAGUUAUAGCUGCUUUAAAAUUGAGAUCAUUAAUAGUAUGUAGAUUUAAAAUUGGCAACUGGGUAAGUAAAUUAUGACAAGGGCAAGGACAACUUUCCCAUAGGCCAUGUACUUUAUUAUCAGGGAUUUGUGGUUUUCUCCUAAGUACCAAUUCCCCUGGGGCAGUAAUCUAAAUAUAACCCAGGUAGUAUAUUGUUUUAUAUCCUCAUGAAAGAAAAAUGUAAUUUGAAAUAAAACUUUUGGGAAAAAUGACAUUUUAGCCAUAAUAUGUAUUGGAGUACAUGGAAGAGUAGUCCUUGCCUUACAUCACUAUGACAUCCCAUAUGCGGCCAAUUUGAAGUCUCCAUGGGUAUAGUGAUUACCAAUAUUUACAACUUUUAAAAAUUCAUAACUUUCUUGUUGUUUGUCCAAUAUUGUUCAAACUUUCACCUAUCAACUUGUCUGAUUUUUCUUUUUCUUAUAAAAAUAAGUUUUUAUUUGGGUUGGAUUCCCCUUUAAGGCCAGUAGUUUACAUACACCCAGGAAAGUCAAAGAAGAGUUGACACUUGCCAAACGUCAUAAAUUUACUAUAUCUUAUAAAAAAUAUUUGUGCUAUCAUGACGAAUUUGAUAUCAAACAAAUGAGUAUAUCAUGCCCCUUCAUCACAUUGCUUUGUCAUCAGGAGCUGAAAAAUAUUUAGGUGUCAUUUUCCCCAAAAAAUCUUCAUAUUUUAGACAAAUUAAAAACUUGACAAAAUCAUUUCAUAUUUUUGCUAGUUCUCAACACAAACAUUUCAGAUUAGACUUUUUUUGUUCUGUGGUGACAUAUCAUGAUAGAAAAUGGAGUAUAAAUCAUAGAUUUGACAUUUAUAUAUUUCUAUGAAACGAUGUUCGAAAAUAUAAUAACAAACAAUAGAAUACUUUUUUGCACGAAUAUUACAUUUUUUUUCUUCAAAGAAAAUUCCACCUGAAAUGUACUUUAAUCCCAACGGCAUCCCAAUCAUGUUAAAGAGCUUAAUACACUAUAAUUUGAUACCAAAUUCGUCAUGGUAGUAUUUAUAUUUCUGAAGAUCUAGUACAUUUUACGAUGUUUGGCAAGCCAACAAAUUUCACUGAAUUCCAUGGGUGUAUGUAAACUUUUGGCCUCAAUCGUACAUACCUGUUUAAUAAAAAAAGUAUUGUGAUGUGGAGUGUGUCUGUUUUGUAACUGCCAAAAUUGGAAAUUUGUAAAAUAAAGCUACAAAAGCAACAUAAAAUCUAUAA